GGUGAAGUGUUGUGUUUAAAUGAGAUGAAUAUUAUUUAUCUAGAUAAAAAUAAUUAGUGAUGGAAGAACAAGUAAAAGGAAGAGGCACUAUAUCAAAAAUGAUCAUUGUUAUUAAAAAAAUAUGUAUUUUUAGCGGCAAUAACAUUCUUUGUAUAUAUCCCUAAAGCCUUUAGAGACAUUGGUUCUAAUGACACUUAAAUAUGUCAAUAAAGACUUUAAUACUCUUCAUUAAGGUCAAUAUUUAUUGCCGCUAAUUUUUUUUUUUUUUUAUGUCUCAACGGGGUUUUUUGAGCUUGAAAGGUUCAAUAUUAAAUUCCCAGUAGUAUAGAGUCUUGAAAUAUAGAGUUUUUCAGAAAACCAGUGCUUUUUUCCAAGCUUCAUAUCCAAGUAGAAACAAAUCACCUAUGCUUUUAUCACGUGGACAUAAUGGAAAGAGGAUUUUUCUCAAUGCCGCUUUUGAAAAUUUUGAGCAGAGGAAUCAUCCUUCCAUUGAAAUCUUUAAUAAUAAAUUCCUCUUGGAGGUAUUCAAGCGAUUACCUAGUGGCAAAGAGACAAGUGUUUGUGCUUGUGUUUCUAAGCGAUGGCUCACACUUUUAUGCACUGUUCACAAGGAUGAGAUCGCAGAAUCUAAUGGAUAUCUUGCCAGGUCCCUUCUUGUUGCUAUUGUCGUUAGAACUUCAAACCGUGGAGAUUUAACAAAGCUAUCUAUUCGGGGAAACAACCUUCGUCAUAGUGUGACUUAUAUUGGUCUCAAGGAUAUUUCUCGAGGUUCCCCUACUCUCAAAGAACAUUCCUUGUGGAAUGUGUCUUAUGUUGGUGAUGAAGGUUUAUCUCAGAGUGCCCGUGAAUGUCAUUUGUCAGAGAAGCUAGAUCUUUUUCAAUGCCCAAGAAAUAGAGGUCCGGAUUGUUCUUCCAGUCUGGAGCGUAAAAUUCUCGAUGUUGUGAAUGAGUGUCGAAUGACGAAUUCAUCUAUGACACACCCUUGUGAUCCUAAUCUUGUUCCAUCAUGGAAGAGAAGUUUUGACAUCUUAGGUGCUUUGAAAUUUGUACCUUGGAUGCUCAAUAGUUUUAUCCAGGCUCAUCCUCCUUCUAGAGUUAGACUUAAGGUGUAUGAGUUCUCACGUAUUUUGCCUGAUACUCUUAAAUUUGAACUUGUUCCCCACGAGGAUAUUUGGGAAAGUCUAUUCAACAAUCAUAUUCCAAGUAAAGAAGAUAUAGGAGUAUAUUUUUUUGCAAGUGAGAAAGAAAGGUUUGAGAGAUAUAUUGCUCUAGUGAAGUCCAUAUGUAGCAAAGAUUUGGUGAUGAGAACGCUUAUAAAUGAUGAUGAGCUCCUUAUACUUGCAUCCACAGCCCUGGGCAAUGAUUCUCAAAAUAUUGCAUGAUGGGCCAUUAUGUUGAUGCACCAGUGGAUUGGUGUUGUGAAGAAUGUGAUAUUGAUAAAUGGAUAAUGUUUCAAUUGAGUGGACUAGAAAAUGUGCAUUAUGAACAACCCAGGUUACUUGCCUUUGAAAAGAUUUGUUAGAGUACUGUGCAACCAAACAAACAUAGUAAGUUUCCUCGUGGACACUGUAUUAACGGGGAAAAUGAGAUAUGGACCGGGAAAAUGUGAUAUCUAUCUACAUGUUGAAAAAGCAUUUGGUCUAUUAUCAAGCAUUAAGAAAUAUGGAUCUCCGCGGAUAUAAAUACAGUCUCCUCAAGAGUUGUGUCAACCAAGUCCAUGAAAAUCGUGGCUCGAUGGAUUUUUAUCAAGCCUAGAUCUCAAAUUUCAAACUCUUUUCGUGAGAAGAGCAAAGUGAAGCGGCCUUUAGGAUCAUCAAGAUAUACGAAACCUCAAAAUAGUCAAAUUGCCAAAAACAAUGAAUAGAGCAAAGAAACAGUACAAUUAUCUAAAGAUAUUUCAUAAUGGGCUACUAUGUUGAUCCACCAGUGGAUUGGCGUUGUGAAGAAUGUGAUAUUGAAAUAGGAAUAAUGUUUUCAUCAAAUAAGCAAGAAAAUGUGCAUUAUGAGGGACCUAGGUUAUCUGCCUCAAGAAAGAUUUGUCUGAGUACUGUGCAAUCAAAGAAACAUUGUAAGUUCCCUGGUGGACAUCGUAUGUAAAAAGAAGGUAAGGACUAGAAAAAGGCAGGGGAAGAGGAAACAACAACAUCAACAUACCGAAGCAUUGACUAAAUAAGUUUUUCCUGGGUAUUCAAAGUUUUUUUUGUUGGAUAUUAAGAAACAACAUCAACAUACUAAAUCAUUGACAAGACAAGUUUUUGUUGGGUAUUCAGAGGUUUUUUUUGCUAGAUAUUCAAAGAAAGCUAGGAGUAAUUAUUCCUCUACUCACUAGCUUGAGGGGAAGUGUUGAAGAAGAAAGAAGUUGAUUAUUGAAACAUGUCAAAGAACGUGUUCAACGCAGCCGACUGAAGCAAGUGUUGAUGAAGAAGGAAGUUGACGAUUUGAACAUGUCAAAGAAACAGGUCCAACGAAGCUGACUGACGAGUUCACAACAUUACUGAAGAAUUAGAGUUGUACCAUGAUUAGACUACCUAUGUUAAUUAGGAUUAUAUUUCGUCUAAAAUUAUUUUUAUGAUUAGGAUUAUAAUACAACUAGGAUUAGAUUAUUUAUAAUUUUAUUAUUAUUAUUAUUAUUAUUA
This is a messenger RNA of Solanum lycopersicum (tomato), 2636 nucleotides long. RefSeq lists its product as uncharacterized. The record is from RefSeq and is a predicted model, not a curated record. Lineage: Eukaryota; Viridiplantae; Streptophyta; Magnoliopsida; Solanales; Solanaceae.